Molecule: messenger RNA, 1863 nt
Organism: Beauveria bassiana ARSEF 2860
Lineage: Eukaryota; Fungi; Ascomycota; Sordariomycetes; Hypocreales; Cordycipitaceae
Exons: 1
Coding region: 1-1863 (620 amino acids)
Source: RefSeq, a predicted model, not a curated record
AUGGCUGUCCCGCGCAUCAAGCCCGCCAUCGCCCUGACCGAGGCUGAGGAGCGCGAUGCUUACCCUCAUCCCGGUCGCCGCCUCAGCAAAUACGAGAUGCUGGACCGGGAAAAACCGCUGCCGCGUGUUCCUGUGCCAGUUCGGGGACCGUCGCCGCGUGACUUGCGUCGGCAACCAGGAAUAUGGAUGCCAUCGCAGAUGCCUGGCCAACCGUACCCUCAGCUAAAGUCACUCUUGCAGACGUCGGCGGUCUGGAAUAGCGCAAUGUCAACGCAGGAUCGGCGAAUCACAGACGACACAUCAUAUCACUCACCGAGCUUGCACACCUCAGAGAAGGUACCCCCGCAGCCGCUGGGCAGGGAUAACAGAGCGUCAAGCUUUGAUCGUGGCGCAUCGGGCUCACGAUCGUCCAAAAAGAUCAACCAGCUCAUCGGGCAUGAUCUGGAUCUUCCUUCGGUCGACCCCUAUACUCUGCAUGAAUAUACUUCAAUAUAUGGUGCAGACUUCUCCGCAGGUGCUCCGAGCUCGGACCCAGAAUCGGGAUCCGAAUCUGAGGAAGACGAGCAGUGCCGCCUAAGUCUGGAAGAGGGUCUGCUGCCCCUACUGCUCGAGAUAGACGAGGAGUGCUGGCUGAACCGCAGAGACUCGUGGGUGCCUCGGACACUCGAGACUGUGCAUGUGCCUCCACCGCUCAACGUCGGACGGCAAGAGAGAUUGCCCAGCGACGGCUCUGUAUCGCCUUGCAACAGCGAGCACAGCCCAACCCAUCCGCCGGGCGUAAAUUUUCGCCUGAGCAGCGAGAUGCCGGUGCGGUGGAACCCGGUGUACGGGCAGUUCACCGAUAGGCGUGCCGCCAAUGAUUACCAUCGAUUCGCGGCGGAGCUUGCCACCUCGUGCGGGUCUGACAAGUCGCGGAAACCAGCUUCGUCGACCUUGUCAAAGCAGCAUGGCCCGUCUGGCGAGCGUUUAAAAAAGGCCAAGACGACGGAGAAGCUACGCCAAGCGAGCACCGCGGCCAUUACCCGUCUGUGGGACAAUGCCCGGACAAAAGAUGCCAGGAAGCAAACGUCGUCGACGGUGUCCCCGGCCAUAUAUCCGCCUCCGCCGUUCGCUCCGCCACUUCGGCCACUCCCACCCAUUCCCCCAGCUGCGCCAGCGCGAGUCGCGUCUCCUGCGCCGUCUCUGCAGGAAGACACGCGCAAGAAGCACUGCCCCGCGCGACUGUCAGCCGUCGGCGUUCCGCUGCCCCCGCCGUCUCCGCAUCGGUAUACCCUCUUUCCGAGGCCCAGCACGCCGCCGCCGCCAUCAGCAAUGCAGUUUCGGACUCGGCAGCAACCCCCCGCAACGCAGAACAGCGUCUUUGACUACGGCAGCGACAACGGCGAGGCCACUGACGACGACGAGGCAGGGCGUGGCGCGGGUCGGCGAUGGUGGCGGCGAAGCGAUGAGGGGGACUGUCGCUCGUCGUCGGAAUGGCCGGCCGUGCAGCGGAUCAAGUGCCCAGAACACGACAAGGACAACAAGCCGUCGCCGUUGUCGUCUGGCAGUGACGACAAGGUGAAGCCGGCGCCGUCCACCAGCGGGGACGCCAAGGAAAGAGCGUCGUCUGCGGGAGGCGUCAAGGGCCUGUUCGCCAACGCCCGCGAUCUAGCGCUGCUCUCACCCGCGGAGCGCCGCAGAACGGACCUGCGCAAGUCGAUUCGGGUACUGCGCGCAUCGGAGCCCGUGGAGCCGCGUGCCUCUUCGGAAGUGGCAUCGCCCAAGUCCAAGUCCAAGGUUGUCAAGCCAAAAAAGACGAGACAGAUCAGGGCCUACAGCCACAGGUCGUACUUUCACAGUGUGAGCCCGGGUGUGAUUAUGUAA